Eucalyptus grandis is the source of this 1131-nucleotide messenger RNA. RefSeq names its product acyl-CoA--sterol O-acyltransferase 1. Gene Ontology annotation, biological process: lipid metabolic process. Bases 1 to 1131 code for a protein of 376 amino acids. Lineage: Eukaryota; Viridiplantae; Streptophyta; Magnoliopsida; Myrtales; Myrtaceae. The transcript has a single exon. The record is from RefSeq and is a predicted model, not a curated record.
AUGGAAGGAGAGAUUUACAACUUCUUCAAGGUAUGCAUCACAGCUUUGAUGUCUCUGUGCUAUUGCUACAUAGUGGGCAGGAUCAUCCCAAAAGGCACUAGAAGGCUCUUACCGAUUCUUCCCGUCGUGGCUCUCUUUCUUUAUCUUCCUCUCAAUCUAUCAGCUGUGAAUCUUAUAGGCCAAACUAGCUUCAUCAUUUCAUGGCUUGGCAACUCCAAGCUCCUCCUCUUUGCCUUUGGCAAAGGGCCUUUAUCUUCAGAUCCUCCAAUCUCUCUUCCACGCUUCUUGGCAAUUGCUUGCUUACCCAUCAAGAUCCAACGGACGCCCCUUAAGAAAUCAUCACAGAGGACACAGAACACCAAAGAUCACACACGCUCACCUCAAAAUGGCCAUUAUAAAGAAAACCCACUUCCUCAAAAUCCUGAAAACAUUAGAUCCAAAACCAUCUUGCUGCUGAACUAUCCCACAAAAGCUUUGCUUUUUGUGAUGCUAUUACGUGUAUACGACUACGGCGACCAUUUCCAUCCAAACCUGAUCUUGUUAAUCUACUGCUGCCACCUAUACCUUGCCCUUGAUCUGAUCUUAUCAUCCAUACAAGCCACAGCUCGAGCAGCCUUUGGGAUGGAGCUGGAGCCGCAGUUCCGUGAGCCGUACCUCUCGUCUUCACUUCAAGACUUCUGGGGGAAGCGGUGGAACCUCAUGGUCACCAACAUCCUGCGAGUGACCAUAUAUGAACCAGUCCACUAUGCCGCGUCGGCGGCAAUCGGGCGCAAGUGGGCGGCGCUGCCAGCAGUGAUGGCCUCCUUCCUGGUAUCUGGGCUCAUGCACGAGCUGAUGUUUUUCUACAUGGGGCGCGUGAAGCCUACUUGGGAGGUCAUGUGGUUUUUCGUGCUCCACGGAGCAUGUUUGGUGAUCGAGGUGGUGGUGAAAAGGAAGUGUGGCGCGAAGUGGCGGUUGCCGAGGGUUUUGACGGGUCUGAUGACGGUCACCUUCGUGAUGGUGACCGCAUCUUGGCUGUUUUUUCCACAGCUUCUGAGGGAUGGAGUCGUCAAGAAGGCGUUGGAAGAGUAUGCAGCUGCAGGCGAGUUUCUUAAGGAUGUCGGUCGAGCUGUGAUGUCUUGGAUUUUGUAG